GUCGUUGCUAAUAGAAGCUUUCCUGGUUACCCACGCAGGAGAGCCGAGAUAGGGCACCUCCGGCUUUCGUGUGGACUUUUGGACUUAUUUUAGCGACACAGGGAGCAUAAAAGACGUCGACCAUCAAAGAAAGGUCUGAAGAUGAAGCUGAAGUACAAAAAUGAAGCGGCCUGGUGCUGAGGACUAGGAUGACCACAGCAGACCACAAGAUUCCCUUAAAAGAUGACUCAGCCAAUGACGCUGCAUGACUAGGAUGUACAAAGACUAUAGAUCAAGCCGAGUCUCAGGACUCAACCCUCUGCCCUUUGACCCAGCGACCAACAACGACCCUCUCCAGUUCAACGGCUCCAGCGGGCCUUUGGUCACCGAGUGCCCUCCUCUGGAAAACUCUGCAGAGAACAGCAAGAAGAGGAAGAGAGCCAGCCUGCCUCCAGAAGGGAUCUGCAACAUGACGAUGGACUCUAACUCCAUGACAAUGCCCAUGUCAGACCCCAACGCCUGGGCAACAGCUAUGAACAACCUGGGGAUGCCUCCGAUGGGAAUGACUGGACAGCAGCUUAUGCCAGAUUUUGACCCCAACCUCAGUAUGAUGACUGGGAUUACCCCCCUGAAUCCCCUGAUGCCUGGCCUUGGUAUGGUGCCAGCUCCCCUUUCCCAGGACGUCCCACUCGUGAAGGAGAUCAUCCACUGCAAGAGCUGCACGCUGUUUCCACCCAACCCCAACCUUCCCCCUCCAGCAACAAGAGAUCGUCCUCCAGGGUGUAAGACGGUGUUUGUCGGAGGUCUGCCAGAAAACGCCACCGAGCAGCUCAUCAUGGAGGUCUUUGGACAGUGUGGAGAUAUUACAGCCAUACGGAAAAGCAAGAAAAACUUCUGCCACAUCAGAUUUGCUGAAGAGUUCACUGUGGACAAAGCUCUCUUUCUUUCAGGUUAUCGUAUUCGGUUGGGUUCCAGCACAGACAAGAAAGACACAGGUCGCCUCCAUGUGGACUUUGCUCAGGCCAGAGAUGACCUCUAUGAGUGGGAGUGCCGACAGCGUAUGUUAGCCAGGGAGGAGAGACACAGAAGAAAGAUGGAGGAGGAUCGACUCCGACCACCAUCCCCUCCUCCCAUCGUCCACUACUCGGAGCACGAGUGCAGCCAGCUGGGAGACAAGAUCAAAGACGACAGCAAGUUCCCCGAAGCCGUGCGCGUGCUCCUGACCUGGUUGGAACGAGGGGAAGUGAACCGCAGGAACGCCAACAACUUCUACUCCAUGAUCCAGUCGUCCAACGGCCACAUCCGCCGGCUGACGAGUGAGAAGAGUCAACAUGAGAAGGAGAUGGAGGAGGCCAAAGAAAAAUUCAAGACCGCUCUGGCCGGCAUACUGGGUCAAUUUGAACAGAUUGUGUCUGUAUUCCAAGCUGCUUCCAAACAAAAGGCAUGGGACCAUUUCUCCAAAGCUCAGCGCAAGAACCUGGACAUGUGGCGCAAACAAGCUGAGGAGAUAAGAAACAUGCACAACGAGCAGCUGAUGGGCAUCAGGCGAGAGGAGGAGAUGGAGAUGUCUGACGACGACAUGGAGGAUAUGCCUGACAGCAAAGACUCGGAGGACUCAGGUGUUUCGCAAGCAGAGGCCUUAAAGGAGGAGAACGACUCCCUGCGCUGUCAGCUGGACGCCUACAGAAACGAGGUGGAGCUGCUCAAACAGGAACAGAACAAGAACCAACCAAUGAGGAGCGAGGAGGACAGCACGCAUUCUCAGCAGCUCUGCUUCCUGCAGCAGGCUCUGCAGGGCAUGCAGAAGCAACUGUUGAAAAUGCGGGAAGAAAUGAAACAGCGAGAGGCAGAGCUCGAGAAAAGUUUGGAAGACAAACAGCAGCUGGAGAGUCAAGUCCAGACUCUGAAGGAAGGACUGCUGAACCUGCAAAACACACAAGCAAUACAGCUAGAGACGUCGAAGCAGGACGACAGAGGUGGCGAGGAGAGCGCUAAUCAAGCCAGUGAAGCUACGGUGUCUGCUGUGGUGUCCUGCAGUCAGGAGAGAGACGGUCCGACAGAGAAGAGUCCAUCGAGUCCAGUCACCUCUGAAAGAGAAGCUCUGCUAGUUGGUAUCAUCUCCACGUUCCUGCAUGUCCACCCGUUUGGAGCCAGCAUCGAGUACAUCUGCUCCUACCUGCAGCGUUUGGACACAAAGAUUAGCCCCAAUGAGGUGGAGGCUCUCCUCUCUCGGCUGCCCUGCACCUUCAGACAGGAGCUCACCGGCGUCGGAGCCAGUCUGGAGAAACGCUGGAACUUCUGCGGCUUCCAGGGCAUCAAGAGCACGUAGAGUCUGCUGGUGACACUCCUGGGCCGUGAAUGACAGAGUGCAAAAACCCACAAAUAUCAAAGACUGUGGACUGUACCUGAGCGAUGGAGGACGCAGACGACUGAACAGAAGGAUGUUACAUGAGCGUUUCAGGGACUCCGUGCAGGUGGCAGAGACUGAAUAAAGCAGCAUUGCCAUGGAUACAGGAGCAAUGCUGCCAAAUCACAGCAUCAGUCUUUAUGGACUCUGAGUGAGUUUCUCAAGUCCGCAAAAUAUUUUUAGACUCUGCAAGUCACAGAAGUACGACAACUCUUACAGUCACUGGAUUCUAAUGCAGUUAUCACCCACAUGGGCAGGGCAUUGUACUUUCUGAGCCGACAGGUGGCUUUGUUUGGUGUCAGCGUGGGCCAGAACUACAGGGCUAUCAAAGGAGGCUGAUCAGGGUCUAACUGAACACUUGAAACCUCCCAAACCCCUUGGCCUCUCUCUCUUUUCUCUUUUCUGCUGUUCCUGGUUUGUAACAUAGAUAAAAAUGGAUAUAUUUCUUCAUUUUCUGUAAAGGCUGUUGCAAAGAGUCAUUUCCUGUAAUACACUGUAAAUGCCUGGAUGAUAUUUUUGAUUAUA
Messenger RNA from Cheilinus undulatus (humphead wrasse), 2911 nucleotides. RefSeq names its product ecto-NOX disulfide-thiol exchanger 2-like. NCBI's taxonomy places the organism in Eukaryota, Metazoa, Chordata, Actinopteri, Labriformes, Labridae. The record is from RefSeq and is a predicted model, not a curated record. Bases 245 to 2308 code for a protein of 687 amino acids. Gene Ontology annotation, molecular function: protein-disulfide reductase activity; RNA binding. Gene Ontology annotation, biological process: ultradian rhythm. Gene Ontology annotation, cellular component: external side of plasma membrane; plasma membrane. The transcript has 17 exons.